Messenger RNA from Procambarus clarkii (red swamp crayfish), 2007 nucleotides. The record is from RefSeq and is a predicted model, not a curated record. Lineage: Eukaryota; Metazoa; Arthropoda; Malacostraca; Decapoda; Cambaridae.
AUGGCCAUUAGAGACUGCAGAUGGCUAGCACAAACAGCCUCGUUGACCAAGGAAGAACCGAUCCAGGCCCAACUGGGCAAAACUCUACAAACUGAUCAGAGUCCUGGAGAGAAGAGUGGAAGAUCGGCGCUCUGGGAUGGUUUCUUUCAAGACCUCGAGCUUAACCGGAGGAAUGUUACGCAUCAUUCUUCCGCUGCUCCACACCCUGAUGUUACGCAUCAUUCUUCCGCUGCUCCACACCCUGAUGUUACGACACAUUCUUCCCCUGCUCCACACCCUGAUGUUACGACACAUUCUUCCGCUGCUCCACACCCUGAUGUUACGCAUCAUUCUUCCGCUGCUCCACACCCUGAUGUUGCGCAUCAUUCUCCCGCUGCUCCACACCCUGAUGUUACGCAUCAUUCUUCCCCUGCUCCACACCCUGAUGUUACGACACAUCCUUCCCCUGCUCCACACCCUGAUGUUACGACACAUUCUUCCCCUGCUCCACACCCCUAUGUUACGACACAUUCUUCCCCUGCUCCACACCCUGAUGUUACGACACAUUCUUCCCCUGCUCCACACCCUGAUGUUACGACACAUUCUUCCGCUGCUCCACACCCUGAUGUUACGCAUCAUUCUUCCCCUGCUCCACACCCUGAUGUUACGCAUCAUUCUUCCGCUGCUCCACACCCUGAUGUUACGCAUCAUUCUCCCGCUGCUCCACACCCUGAUGUUACGCAUCAUUCUUCCGCUGCUCCACACCCUGAUGUUACGCAUCAUUCUUCCCCUGCUCCACACCCUGAUGUUACGCAUCAUUCUCCCGCUGCUCCACACCCUGAUGUUACGUAUCAUUCUUCCGCUGCUCCACACCCUGAUGUUACGACACAUUCUUCCCCUGCUCCACACCCUGAUGUCACGCAUCAUUCUCCCGCUGCUCCACACCCUGAUGUUACGCAUCAUUCUUCCCCUGCUCCACACCCUGAUGUUACGACACAUUCUUCCCCUGCUCCACACCCUGAUGUCACGCAUCAUUCUUCCGCUGCUCCACACCCUGAUGUUACGCAUCAUUCUUCCCCUGCUCCACACCCUGAUGUCACGCCACAUUCUUCCCCUGCUCCACACCCUGAUGUUACGCCACAUUCUUCCCCUGCUACACACCCUGAUGUUACGCAUCAUUCUUCCCCUGCUCCACACCCUGAUGUUACGACACAUUCUUCCCCUGCUCCACACCCUGAUGUUACGCAUCAUUCUUCCCCUGCUCCACACCCUGAUGUCACGCAUCAUUCUCCCGCUGCUCCACACCCUGAUGUUACGCAUCAUUCUCCCGCUGCUCCACACCCUGAUGUUACGCAUCAUUCUCCCGCUGCUCCACACCCUGAUGUUACGCAUCAUUCUUCCCCUGCUCCACACCCUGAUGUUACGCAUCAUUCUUCCGCUGCUCCACACCCUGAUGUUACGCAUCAUUCUCCCGCUGCUCCACACCCUGAUGUUACGCAUCAUUCUUCCCCUGCUCCACACCCUGAUGUUACGACACAUUCUUCCGCUGCUCCACACCCUGAUGUUACGCAUCAUUCUUCCCCUGCUCCACACCCUGAUGUUACGCAUCAUUCUCCCGCUGCUCCACACCCUGAUGUUACGCAUCAUUCUUCCCCUGCUCCACACCCUGAUGUUACGACACAUUCUUCCCCUGCUCCACACCCUGAUGUCACGCCACAUUCUGCCCUGCUCCACACCCUGAUGUCACGCAUCAUUCUCCCGCUGCUCCACACCCUGAUGUCACGCCACAUUCUGCCCCUGCUCCACACCCUGAUGUCACGCCACAUUCUGCCCCUGCUCCACACCCUGAUGUCACGCCACAUUCUUCCCCUGCUCCACACCCUGAUGUCACGCCACAUUCUGCCCCUGCUCCACACCCUGAUGUCACGCCACAUUCUGCCCCUGCUCCACACCCUGAUGUCACGCCACAUUCUGCCCCUGCUCCACACCCUGAUGUCACGCCACAUUCUGCCCCUGCUCACACCCUGA